UGCGAUUAGGAUUGGCCAACUGGUAGGGGGCUGGCAAAACGAAUGUGUUUGUGUUCUGUGUUUAUAGAAUGAGCGGCGGUUGUAAGCUGAGACUCUUCGUUACAUGACUCUAGUGAGUUUGCAAGAUGUCUUCUGCUGACUUCAAAUCACUGUCCCAAGAAGAUUUGCGCAAAAGGCUUUAUCAGACAUUUAAAAACAAAGGUGUUUUGGAUUCACUCAAGACCCAGCUCCGUAACCAGCUAAUCCAUGAACUAAAAUAUCCCACAUUUAAUGGAGAACCAGUUUGUUAUCUUGAAGCUUUGGAGUCCGAUUCAUUGCUGCACAGGGCUUCCAACAGCAUGGUUGCUGAUCAUCUGAGAAAAUGUGGCUAUGAGUACUCUCUUUCGGUCUUUUACCCAGAAUGUGGAUUGGAAAAAGAAAAGAUGUUUACUGUCCAUGACUUCUUGCACCUGCUGAAGAUUAACCCAAAUUCUCAACUCUACAAAUCUCUGACUUCAAGUGCUCACAGCGGAAGUGCAAAAGGCUUUCUGUUUCAACUCUUAAUGGAGUUAACAGAUUAUCAUGUUCAUAGAGAAGGUCGAGAUGCUGACACUCAGACAGUUACAACAUCACCAUACAAAGAUUCUGUUGUUGAGAAACUAAAAUUUAUUGAUGAACAAUUUGAAGACAUUUAUCCAAAGCGCAAGAAAUUUGAGUCCUUGGAAAGUAAAAUCUCAGACUAUCGCAGAGAGAUGGAGGAACAGCUAAGAACAGAAAUGGCUCAAAAGCUACAGCACUUUAAGGAUGUGGAAAUUGCAAAAAUUAAGUUGGAGGAAACAGAAAAAUCUCAGAGAGAGAUGUCUGAUUUUCGACGGGAAUUAGAGAAGACUUACCAAACAAAAUUAGAAGGUCUGGUGUCACGGGAGAAGAAUGCUAUUGAGAGACUUCAAAGGCAACAGGAGAUUGAAGCCAAAGAAAUAUAUUCACAGCGGCAGUCCUUGUUGAAAGACAUUGAUAUUGUUCGUGCUAGGGAAUCCGAUCUUCGCCAACGCAUGGAAGCCUUUGAGCGUACUCAGAAGCUGGAAGCAGAAAAGAACAGAAGUAUAGAUGAAUUUCUCAGGAAGCGGGAGCUUGAAGUAAAGAACAUAGAGGACACCUUCGACCAGAAGCUUAAAAAUGAGCUAUUAAGGCAUCAAAUUGAGUUAAAUGAAGAAUAUAUAAAAAGAACAAAGAAAGUAAGUGAAGAUGAAAGAAGAAAUAAAGAGGAAGCAUCAAAAUUACGUGAAGAGGCUGUUGUAAUUAAUAUGAAAAAGCAUGAGUCAGAACAAGCAAUGACUCGUAUAAAGGAACUGGAGAUAGAGGUAGAUUCUCUGAGAGCACAAAUGUCUCUUGUAACAAGACAGAAUCACCACUUAACUGACAAGCUGAAAGAAACCGUAGAUUAUCCCUUGGUACAUGAAGAAAAGCUUAAACUUCAAGGAGAAGUAAAGAUACUUAAGCAACAACUGGAUGAAAUACACAAGGAUAAUCAGAUCCUUAGAGAAAGAAAUCUACAUCCAAGUCCUGAGUAUUUGGUUCUUCAAGAAGAAUUGAAGAGAAUGGAAAGUGCAAGAAAGAUGGACCAAGAGGAAUUUAAAUCACAAAAAGAAAUCUUGGAAACACAACUGCACAGUGAGGUUAAGCGGAGUGCUGAAUUGAAGGCCCAGCUUUUAAACAAUGAAGAUUCAGCACAAAAAUUGAACUCAAAGGUUGAGCACCUCGAAUUUCAGCUUCGACAAGCGCAGCUCGCUCUGGAAAAUGAAGUGUAUCGCAACCCAAAGCCAUCCCUGGUUGAUCGCUCUGUGCUGGACUUCACUGCAGACAAGAUUGUGCCUCCUGAUAUUUAUGUUGAUAAAGCUGUUCUGAAAAGCCAUCGUUCCUAUGAUACCUUUGUUGAAGCAUGUGGCAGGUCAAGUCCAAUGUAUUGCCAUACGACAAGGCCUCGCAGCAGCUCCCCAGAUUCUGAUUUUGAAUUUGUAGCAAAUACCAAGGCCCGAAUCAAAGAACUUGAAAAGGAGGCAGAAUAUUUAGAGGAAGCCUACCGUAAAUAUCAGAACAGAAUCAGUGAGGGCGCUACCAUUGAAGGUAUACAUUUGACUACUGUUUCUAAAGAGAGCAGCCUUUUGAGUACUGUUCCAAAAACAAAAAGAUCCGUUAAAAUCUUGACAGAUGUUUCUCAUCAGAAAGUUGCCUUUUUAGAAGAUAAUCUCACACCAGAUCAUCAGAGCCUUCUAAACAGAUUAAAGUUAAGACACAAAGAAGAAAAUCCUUCUGAGACUACACCUGAGAUUACACCUCCAAGAGCAAAAAUCUCAUCUGCAAGAAGGUUAUCCUCAACUCCAAUAUCUAAACAUGACCAGAACUCAAGUGAAAGGCAAAGCAUUUUAGCAGAAGCAGACCAUGAAGACUCUAUUGUUUCAUCAUCUCAACAAAGCCCUAAGCAACGGCUGUCUCCUAUACCAAAAAAUGAGCAUGUUUCAUCAAUCAAUUGUGAUGUUCCUGAUAUUCCAGUGGACGCAGAAAAAGAUUACAGUUACAAGCAAGAUGUCAGUUGUCAUGAAGUAUCCAACCAUGCAGAGCCACAAAAGCUAUAUUUUGAUGACCUUAAUAGCACUAAUUCUUCUUUAAAAGACCAGGAGGACAUUCCAGAGCAGCUUGCAAGUGACUUGUCUCAUCCAUCUGGGGAUGUGGUCCAUGACAAUAACGUCAUUGCUAAUGUGCCAGUAGCAGUAACUUCACCGCUGGACUCAUUGAGUAGUCACCAUUACACUGAAAAUAUCAUCAAGCAUGAGAAAGCAGAAGUAGGUGAAAGAAAGGGUGAAGAACAGGUCAGAGAAAUCUCAGAGGAAGGGAAGGAUCUAUAUGAGGAUUCAGUGGUAAAGAUAAAAACAUUUAAUGAGAAAAGAGACAACACAGAGGGGAGCCCAGGUAUACAGGAUCUUGAGGAAGCCAGUUCUUCAGUGAAAAGCAGUGCCAACCCUCUGGACAAGUACAUGAAAAUGAUUCUUCAGAACAGGGCACAGGAAGUAUCCGAGAAGAUUGACAAAGAAUCCUUAGACGAUGUCUCUGUGGUAGAAAAAGUAUCAAAUGAAAGCAUCACUGCUCUCUCUCAUGGAGAAGACGACGAGAACUUCUGGUAAACAAUCACUUCCUUUUUGCAAGACGCAUCCAAGAGCUUUGAAUUUUGGGGCUAAUUAUUUUUGUGACCAGCACAGCGUGUUUUCAUUUGAUGUGGAAAUCUAGUCAGGGGCUGAUUGUUAUCUCUAAAUAUGCAGCCAUGUUAUAUAGAUCUGCUUUUAACCACUUCUCUUCUUUUAAUCAAAUGCCAAUGAACUGUUCUGUGUGUGAAAAAUGACAAUGGGAUUUGUUUUACCUUGUGAUUCCUCCUUCCAGGUUCAUCAGACAGCAGGGAAUGUAGGAAACAUAAAACGUUUCUUUUUAUUAUUAGAAUCUGUUUAAUUUCCUCAGUAAAUAUUACAUUUAAUAUUUUUGUACCCUAUAAUAUACAUACACCAACACACUGUUUUUACAGACAGCCCAUAUUGGGGUUAAUUCAUGUGAGCAGGAGCACCUAUUACUGCACUAACAGUUAUCUGUUAUAGAACAAUGACAUAAUGUGGUAAGAGUUAUAAGUAAUGGGAGAAUGUUUGCCAUUGCCAAGUAAUAUCUUUUCAAA
Messenger RNA from Xenopus tropicalis (tropical clawed frog), 3694 nucleotides. It is a transcript of the gene ofd1, whose product is annotated as oral-facial-digital syndrome 1. Gene Ontology annotation, cellular component: centrosome; extracellular region; nucleus. The record is from RefSeq and is a predicted model, not a curated record. Bases 126 to 3158 code for a protein of 1010 amino acids. The transcript is spliced from 23 exons. NCBI's taxonomy places the organism in Eukaryota, Metazoa, Chordata, Amphibia, Anura, Pipidae.